Pimephales promelas (fathead minnow) is the source of this 2973-nucleotide messenger RNA. RefSeq names its product solute carrier family 13 member 5b (gene slc13a5b). Gene Ontology annotation, biological process: succinate transport; fumarate transport; oxaloacetate transport. NCBI's taxonomy places the organism in Eukaryota, Metazoa, Chordata, Actinopteri, Cypriniformes, Leuciscidae. Gene Ontology annotation, molecular function: succinate transmembrane transporter activity; citrate transmembrane transporter activity; sodium:dicarboxylate symporter activity. Gene Ontology annotation, cellular component: plasma membrane. The record is from RefSeq and is a predicted model, not a curated record.
AAAAGGACAAGUCCAACCGUGUCAAACUUACUUUAUAUGUAAAAUCAGUCUUUAUUUUGAGAUGUUCCCAACACUAAAAUCCAUAUGGAACUUGAAGAAUGGGAUAGUUCUUUUCUUCACUCCUUUGAUUCUUCUCCCACUUCCAGUAGUCAUCAACACAAGGGAGGCCAGCUGUGCCUAUGUAAUCAUUCUGAUGGCAGUAUACUGGUGUACUGAAGCUCUUCCUUUAGCUGUCACAUCACUGCUACCUGCUGUUCUCUUUCCCAUGCUCGGUAUCAUGCAGUCCAAAACGGUGUGUAUGCAGUACCUGAAGGACACUAACAUGCUGUUUGUGGGUGGACUGAUGGUUGCGGUGGCAGUUGAACACUGGAACCUGCACAAACGUAUCGCCCUGAGAGUGCUGCUCAUUGUUGGUGUGCGCCCAGCGCUCCUGAUGCUGGGUUUCAUGGGAGUGACAGCUUUCCUCUCCAUGUGGAUCAGUAACACGGCUACCACGGCCAUGAUGGUCCCUAUAGUGCAGGCUGUGCUGGAACAGCUGAACAAACAGGAGACAGAACCUUCACAGAUGACCUGUGGUGAGGAACGGCCCCAGGCCCCUGAGGCGGAGUACAAACAGACGGCAAAAGACAGAGACAAAGAAGUGGUGCUACGCAUUCUGGAUGUCUCAGCAGAGGCCAAGCUAAAGGAGUCUGCAGAAAAGAGGCGCAUGGGUAAAGGCAUGACUCUGUGUGUGUGCUAUGCUGCCAGCAUUGGGGGAACGGCCACACUCACAGGCACUGGACCUAACCUAGUAUUUAAGGGUCAGAUGAACCAAUUAUUUCCUGAGAAUGGUGACAUUAUCAAUUUCGCCUCAUGGUUUGGGUUUGCGUUCCCUAACAUGAUCAUCAUGUUGACGAUAGCUUGGCUCUAUCUUCAGUUCGUUUUCAUGGGAUUCAACAUUAGGAAGACAUGGGGAUGUGGGGUGGUAAAGUCCGAAAAGGAUAUAGCCGCCUAUAAUGUGAUCCGGGAGCAGCAUCUUCUGCUGGGGCCGAUGUGUUUUGGUGAACUCAGCGUUCUGGCUCUCUUCAGUUUGCUUGUGGCACUGUGGUUUAGUCGAGAUCCUGGAUUUGUGGCAGGCUGGGCAACACAGACCUUUAACACAGAAGCAGAAUAUGUGACAGAUGCUACAGUUGCAGUCUUCGUUGCCAUGUUGCUCUUUAUUCUUCCAUCAAAACCACCUCGGCUUUGCUUCUGGUCAUCAACAGGCUCUGAAACAGAUCCUCAGCUCUCUUCUGCACCCAGUACAGCCCUGCUGUCCUGGAAAAUAGCUCAAAAGAAGUUACCCUGGAACAUAGUUUUGCUUCUAGGUGGAGGAUUUGCCCUGGCCAAAGGUAGUGAGGAGUCAGGUCUAUCCAGAUGGAUUGGAAACCAGUUGACUCCCCUACAUAGUAUCCCUCCCUGGGCCAUUGUUAUCAUCCUGUGCCUCGUGAUUGCCGUUUUCACUGAAUGCACCAGCAAUGUGGCCACAGCAACUCUUUUCCUCCCUGUUCUUGCUACUAUGUCUCAAUCUGUUGGAAUCAACCCUCUUUACGUCAUGGUGCCAUGCACACUCAGCGCAUCCUUCGCGUUCAUGUUACCUGUGGCUACUCCUCCAAACGCUAUAGUCUUUUCCUACGGAUACCUCAAAGUUUCAGAUAUGGCAAAAACUGGCAUGAUGAUGAAUGUCAUAGGGAUUUUCUGUAUCACCUUAGCCAUCAACACCUGGGGAAAAGCUAUGUUCAAGCUAGAUUCUUUCCCUGCAUGGGCCAACCAAACAGUAAUAUGAUGGACAGUAUGAGGCCGAAUGAAAACCAGCAAGCUGCUAGUUUUCUUCCAUUAUUUUCAUAAACUUCAUGGAUCCAGGCUGUAGUACAGAGAAACUGAAACCUGCCAUGUCUUGCAGUACUAUUUUGCACAUUGAUAACCUCUUUCACUUAAGGGUCUGACUAAAUAAGCAGCCAUAUAUGCUAUGUUCAAAUAUUUGGGGUCAGUAAGAUUUUUUGAUUGUUUUUUUUUUUUUUUAGAUGGGAAAGCCGAAAUUUUAGCAUGCAAUACCAGUCUUUGUGUCGUUUUUAUAUAAAAGCAUUAUUUAAAAAAGAAAAACUGGCUCUUAGUGACCAGAAACUUUGAACAGUAUGCAGGAUCAUCACAUUUUGAGUAGACAUAAAUUAAUCUAACAAAAAUAAGAAAGCAUUUUAAGCAGCAGGUUAGAAAAAUUAUUUUCAGAAGGCAUCCUAAUCUGUCAGAAUCACAACUAGAGCAAUCCUUUCCUCAACUUAAUAAGGCAGCAUUAUUGACAUUAACUCCAAUUGUAAUUGCCGUUUUGAAAUUCUUAUGACUGAGAUAUGAAAGCCUCAUCCACAACUGCCUUAAAUCUCAGGGCAUUAAAUAGAGAAACACAUCGGGCAACUACAUAAAAUGAAACAAAUACCUCAUAGUUCAUAACAGGUGUACUGAAACUUUUCAACAUAGAUAGAUUUGGGCAAUCAGAUUAUUAAAAUAUAUCUAUGUUGUUGUGUUUUAGCAGGUUUUACAGUAUGUAAAUAUGCAACUUCAAUACCAUGUUUACAUCUACGCUUCAAGUUUUUAUAAUUCCACUGAAUCAACCAAUCAGUGAUUACUGUAUAACAUCAAAAUGACUUGAAUGUUCUUAAAUGAAAUACUGCACAAUUGUAAAGCAUUUGACAUUGGUGUGAAUGAGGGACAGUCUUCCAGAGUUUAUUGCACCUAUACUAUAUAUUCCAGUGUGAUGUGUGAGUUCAUUGAUUCAUUGAUUUUGUUUGAUUGAAUGCAAUGCUUACUGAAUACUUAUUUUGGAAUUUUGGAUAAAUUAUUAGAAUAAAUAAAUCUGUUUAUGAAUAUAAAGCACUUAAAGUGCAUGACUGUAAAUGAAAUACGCUCUCAAACUGCUGUUAUGUUGUGUUAAAGAGAUAAAACUGAAUAAAACCGUAUCUU